This is a messenger RNA of Trypanosoma cruzi, 2160 nucleotides long. RefSeq lists its product as uncharacterized. The record is from RefSeq and is a predicted model, not a curated record. The transcript has a single exon. Lineage: Eukaryota; Euglenozoa; Kinetoplastea; Trypanosomatida; Trypanosomatidae. Bases 1 to 2160 code for a protein of 719 amino acids.
AUGGAGAUACAUGAAGGGCGUUUGGACGGAUGGAUUGAUCUUGUGAAUGCUGGUGAUGCUACGUCGUUGAUUGCUGUAUUUCGGGAGGUUCUCAGCUCUACACCGCUCGAUCCCUCCGCCUUGGGGACUAUAUCUACUUUUUUGGAGGCACAUCUUUUUCCGUCUGCGUUGGAAGUCGAUUUGCCGCAGCUUUUCUCCCCAAUGCCCACGGAAUACAUGGAGGCUGCUUUGAGCGAGGCACGCGCUCAUGCACUUGAUCCUCGUGAGAUUCUCAGUGAGUUGCUAGCGAUUGGAGAGGCCCUUGCUGGAUAUGCUCUUGUUGUUUACUUACGACUCAUUCGAGCAUCAUUUCGUCAGGUUUUCUUUGACACGCUUGGGCGCAAAAAGGGAUUGUGUGCCAGUGUUGAGGAACAGUUUUCAAAGACGCAUGAGAUUAUGCUUGCGUGGUAUCCAGGAAUGGAUAGACUUUUCUCGCGCAUCAUUUCAACAAUUUGUCAGCGAGAUGCAGCACCAAAAAUGGUGCGAACCGUAAAUAAUUUUGGGCAUGGUGACGUUGACAGUGAUGACGUCGACGAAAAAGAAGUUGAUGACCUGGGAAAUAUGCCGUUGUUGGUGGAGCCGGAGGCAUUGCAGGUCUUGGUGUUAUUGUCAUUGGAUCUUCUCUUGAUGGUAGGAGAACCCCACAAAAUAAUGCCGCUUCUACUGAUGGUGAGGACGAGUAUAGUGGCAGCCCAACCGUACAACGAAAGCGGCGAAUUUUUGCAUAGAACGGGAAAGGACCUGAGGGAAUGGGCUAACUUUUUCUGCAGUGUGGGGGACAAAAGGACAGAAUUGAAAGAGGAGCCUUAUUCCACGCAAAAUUCGCCAAUUGUGGCAACAAUAAAGGAGUCUGAAAGAAUGAGGGAAAAAAUUGCGCGAGCCGUGCUGGAGAUUUCGCCCCCUUGUGAACUUUUUUCGCACCUUCAAAAGUGCUGGAGCAAUGAAUCCACAAAGGAUUUAAUGGAUAGUGUCACAUACGAGGACAAUGAACAUGGAAUAGAUGCAAGCGACGCAAGGGCUUUCGCCACUCUACAUGCCUUAAAAAAAGAAAAGGAUUCCCUACACAUUCUUUCCGAUGACGAUUACGAAAGAGAGGAAUGUAAUGAUGAAGCCUUUUCAGCGUCUCUUUCUUUGCAGAAAAUUGGUGCCAUGUUGAUCCUAUGUGAUUUUAUGACACUUGAGGGGUUUUCUGAUCAACAGUUGUUUUUAUCGAAAUCUCCAGAAUCGUUCUUCUUCCUAACGGGAACAAUGGUUUUAGAGUGUCUAAAGAGUUCAUCACUCAAUGUAGUGAUGACUGGCCUUGCCUUCCUAUCCACCCUUGUUCCUCAAGUGCCUCCGUAUAGUGUUUGUGCCAACGGUGAACUUAAUACCAAGUCUGGAGAGAUACAUGAGUUUGGACAAAAACAGUCGGCGGGAAGCACAUGGGGGUUUCAUACAAAAAGAUUUGAGCUCAUCUUCGAAGUGGUGAAAUCAUUGAUGAAUAUUUCUGCAACUUCUCCCUGUGAGUGCCAUCGUGAGGUUUCUCGUGGAAUAUUUGUUCUUUUGCUUCGACGAUUUGCCUCUAACUUACGUAUGCUUGUUUACUCAUUGUUUCUUGCUCUGACACCCUUUGCCUCCAUUUGCUCGCUGAUGUUGCACUCCCUUCGGGAAGAGUGGAAUGGCAGUCAAUUCUCUCCCAACAAUUCAGAAUUUGAUUUUCUUCAGAAUACCCUUCCUACACUUCUGUUAAAGGCGCAGAAAAACUGGCUGAGUAAAAUGCGUGUUGGUGAGUUGACAUUUGUGGAGCCGAUGAUCCAGUCAAUUAAUUUUGUCCGUUGUGUGAUCAUCGAGGAUCGAAAACGGAGGCCGGAGGACGCGUUGUUUCGAUUUGAUCCCAACUGUGCCAAGGUCCAGCUUCGUGAGGAGGAUUCCGGGGGUGGCAAAGGUGAUCGAUGGAAUAUUUACCUCUGUCAGCUGCUGAAGGAUGUUAUACCGCCAUUGCGGAUCAUGGUUUUGGAAUCCCCUGAGACCUCUGCAACCGCAAUGGGUUUGUCAGGUGGCGUGACGCUCUCACCACUUGACCGCUUUGCACUUUCCAUGUGUAUGGAUGGCUUGGGGGAACAGGUUUCUCUCGCGGCUUAA